CCAUCCCUCCCCCAACAACCACCACCACAACCACAACCAAUAACAUCAACCAGGAAGGCGUUAUCAUUGUCCCCAUCACCUUCCCCCCCGCCUACGUCUCCCCCGCCCCCCCUCCCCCCGGGGUAAGCGUGCUGGGGUCAGGUGAAGCUCCCCCAGGUGUUAAGGUGACCACUGGGCCUGGAGGUCAUCGCGUGGUACAGAUCCCGCCUGGGCUGGAAUGGCGUGACGUCAGAGGCUCCUUCACCAAUAAGGAAGCGCGGAGGACUUGGCGGGAAAUCUUCAACGUGGUCCAGAGUCUUAAACGGGAGGAAAAGGCGAAGCGAGAUGCCGACAUGAAAAACACAGAUAUCAACGUUUCCGCAAUUCGUACAGACUCACUCAGCGUUCCAUUCGGCGUCACAUUACCUGAAGUACAACGUUUAAUCCAGGAAUCGGACUUAAAACAACUGAAAAAGCUCAAAAAACGACUUCAGAAGCAGCUCCGGAUAGCCCGACGUAACCAGCGGGCUACCCUACUAAGAGUCCCAAGCGGGGUGGCCAGUGUCCCUCCGAAUGGCGUCACUGUAAUAUCCACGUCCUCCGGUGAAAUGGUCAUCAGAAUACCGAAUACGUUGAAAUGGGUUGAUGUUAAAGACUCAUUCGUUAGCUCGGCCGAGAGGGAAGUGUGGAAACAGAUAUUUGAAAGCCGAAAUGCAAAUGCGGAGGUCAUGAGGAGCGGUGUCACGGAGGUACUGGAAGGUUCUUGGGCCGUUUCCGAUGCUAUAGAAAGACGGUUAUCGACGAGAGUUCUAACCGGGAAAGGAAAAGGGAAAAAGAAAGGAAAGAAGAAGAAGAAGAAGAAGAAGAGGAAGCAGAAUGGUAACCGCCAACUUGUACAACUGAAGAAUAAGAUGACCAAGAUAAUAAAGAAGAAUGAUGAGAAAUUGCUUGGUUCUAUUGCGAAAAAGGAAAAGAGAUCAUCCGAGGAGAAGGAGAAGACGAGGAAAGGCGGAAAGAACAAAAGGAAGAGGAAGAAAAGGAAGAAGUUGAAGGCCAUGAGAAAACAGCUGAGGAAAACGAUGAAGAAAAUAAAAUCCAUGAAUAGGAAACUAAGAAAGGAGAUAAAGAAAAAUAAAAAGAAGAGGAAUAGGAAACGGAAACGUAACUCGAGAAAUGGAGAAGAAAAUAAAGGAAAGAAGAAGAAGAAGGAAAAGAAGAAUAAGAAGAAAAAUAAAAACAAAAUCCCAACCCGAAAUUUAGAAGAAACGAAGAAAAACAAAAAUAAAAUCAAAGAAAAUGGGAACGUGGUUACCAACUUACGCUCCACCACCGAAGAAAACGGAGCAUUGAAGGACAGACCAAAGAAAGACAACAACAAACAAAAACAACUAAAAAAUAAACAGAAACAGAACAAAAGGAAGAACAAGAACAAGAAAAACAAGGAGAAGAAGAGGAAGAACACGGGAAAGAAAAAUAAGAGGAGAAGGAGGAGGAGGAAAAGGAAGGAGAAAAUGAAGAAGAAACAAGAAAAAGAAAACAAGGAGAAAGAAACACAAGCAGUCACGAACCACUUAAUAAGAACAGCUGAUAAAGAUAAUAAAGACAAACUGGGUGAAGAAAAUAAAAACAAUAAAGUAAAUAAUAAUAAUGAUAAUAAUAAUAAUCAAAAUUCACUAAUAAAACCAUCGGAAAAUAAAGAAAUAAAAGAGGAAAAGAAGAAAAAAGAAGAUAAGAAGAGAAAGAAGAAGAAAAAGAGGAAUGCCAAGAAGAAAAGAAGAAAAGGGAAAAAUAAUAAUAAGAAGAAUAGAAAAGACAAGAAGAGGAAUAAGAACAAGAAGAGGAAGAAAGAAAAAAAGAAGAAAGAAGAAAAGGAUGCGAUGUGGAUUUGAAGUUGAAGGCAAAAAGGUAAAAUAAAAUAUCUUGUUAAGUUUAUUGUAGUGAACUGUGUAACUUUUCAAUCACUUUUAGAACGAUUUUUGUGUAGCUAAUAACUCCCAGACCAACGGUGAUAUUAGUUUUAUUUUUAGUUCUGUUUUCUUUGUGUCAUAUUUUUACGCUUGUAGUAGAUCUUUUUUUAUGUUUUUUUUUCUUAGUGUAAAAAGAAUCACAUCCAGUAGGCUAUUUUUAGUUCUUUUUCGAAUGCGAUGUUUUGUUUCCUGCAUGUGGUCAUUCUCGCUGUUAUUUUUUUCUUUUGUUUGCAUUUUUUUGCAUGUAGUAUUUCUAGUUUAUAUUUUCUCGUAUUUUAUUUCCUUUAAUUUUAGUUUUUUUUUCCUUAGUGUAAAAAAAAUCACAUCCAGUAUUUUUAUUUCUUUUUCGAAUGCAAUGUUUUGUUUUUUGUAUGUGGUAAUUCUAGGAGGUAUAUUUUUUUUGCAUUUUUUUU
Molecule: messenger RNA, 2359 nt
Organism: Eriocheir sinensis (Chinese mitten crab)
Lineage: Eukaryota; Metazoa; Arthropoda; Malacostraca; Decapoda; Varunidae
Product: glutamic acid-rich protein-like
Exons: 2
Coding region: 333-1868 (511 amino acids)
Source: RefSeq, a predicted model, not a curated record